GAACAAUCCAAGCGUCCAGGAGGCCUUCUACUACUAGAAUCUACGAUGCCACCUGGGCCGCAUUCUCACAGUGGUGCAAGACUAGAGACAUAGAGGCCUCAUCAGCCUCGAUUCCUCAAACCCUAGACUUCUUGCAGGAGGGUCUAGAUAAAGGACUUGCUGUUAGCACCCAAAGACGUCAGGUUGCAGCACUGUCCACUAUUCUAGCUAGGAGUUCCUCUCGCUCUCUGAGUCAACAUCCUCAGAUCAAGAGCUUUCUUAAGGGAGCUGUGAACAUCAGCCCUCCAGCUGUUCACCGGUAUCCGUCAUGGGACCUUCCAUUCGUGCUUAAGGCUCUGACGAAAGCCCCAUUUGAACCUUUGCGCACGACCAGUCUACGCCACCUUACCAUCAAAACUGCUUUCCUGGUGGCUAUUACAUCUGCACGCAGGGUAUCCGAGCUGGCAGCUCUUUCUGUCAGGCAGGAUCUGUGCGUAGUUCAUCCGGACAGAGUAAUUCUGAGACUUGAUCCGUCCUUUACUCCGAAAAUUAACUGUUUCACAGGACUCAAGAGAUUAUUUUGCCCAACUUCUGUCCCCGUCCUUCUCACCCUAAGGAACAUGAGUGGCACAAGUUGGACAUGAGAUGAACCGUGCGCACGUAUGUAAAGAGAACAAAAGACUUCCGCUAUUCAGAGGCGCUCUUUGUCUCCUUCCUCCCUGCGUCUCUGGGCCACAAAGUCUCCUCACACACAGUGGGUCGUUGGUUACGUGCUUGCAUAAAGCUGGCAUAUGAGCACCAGGGC
Messenger RNA from Thamnophis sirtalis, 784 nucleotides. NCBI's taxonomy places the organism in Eukaryota, Metazoa, Chordata, Lepidosauria, Squamata, Natricidae. The record is from RefSeq and is a predicted model, not a curated record.